Ochlerotatus camptorhynchus is the source of this 6162-nucleotide messenger RNA. RefSeq lists its product as uncharacterized. The record is from RefSeq and is a predicted model, not a curated record. Gene Ontology annotation, biological process: DNA integration. Gene Ontology annotation, molecular function: nucleic acid binding. Bases 100 to 6162 code for a protein of 2020 amino acids. The transcript has 3 exons. NCBI's taxonomy places the organism in Eukaryota, Metazoa, Arthropoda, Insecta, Diptera, Culicidae.
UGAAAAGAACAAAGAAACCAUAAAUUUUCAAGCUGUGCAACAAACCAUACUGCUGUGGAAAUUUAUUUCGAGAACUGGUCCGAACAAUCUUGAAAAUUUAUGAUGCCGGGACCUAGACCAGAUCUGGAAAAGACAGGUUAUAGUUGUGCGGGAUGCCAACUGCCGGACAGUGCCGAAGACGAAAUGGUGGGUUGUGACCAUUGCCAACGAUGGUACCAUUUCGGAUGUGCUGGUGUGACGGACGAAGUGAAGGACAUCUCUUGGUCCUGCGAUGAGUGUGUCGGAUUAGCUGUGGAUAAAUCAGCGCCGACCGGUCUGGAUGAGGAGUUGGAAAAACUCGAAAAGCAGAUGGAAGAACAGAGUCAGGCAUUGGAGAAGGAAAAGAUCCUGCAUAAGAAGCGACUAGAGCACCAACGGCAGAUGUUUUUGAUGCGACUACAGGCAGAAAAGGACAAACGCGAGAUGGAGUUGGAAUUCGAGAAGAUGCAGCUGGAAAAGGAGUUGGCCGAAAAAGAAGCGCACCGGAAGAAACGGGAUCAAGUUCUGAAGCAGGUGCAGGAUAAGCUGAAGCAAGUGAGGAUUGAUCCGGCUACGAAGAAGGAUGUAGGACAAGGAAGAAAACAAGAUGAAGAAAGAAAAGCAUCGAAAGGCGAAGAUGGGCACAAGAAGAAAACGAAGAAGACAGUACAGCCGGAGCAAGCUACAAUGGAGAAGGAAAAGCCAGGAAGAGGAAAGUCCGAGAAGAAAAAGUCGGAGAAACAUCUGGAGAAAGCUGAUCCAAGGGAUGCAAGCAAAGGAGCGUACCGUAAGUUUUCUACUCCCAAGAAGGUCGGUGGUGUACCUGUAUUGAUUCCAAGCUCCAGUAAGGAUAAAUCUCCGCUUAGGCAUCCAGAUCUGCCAACGAAGAAGAAGAGCAAGAAGCAACCGAUAGUUUACAAGGAAAGCAGUUCCAGCGGUAGCGAAGAAGAAAAAGAGGAAAGUGAAGAGGAGUCCGGAUCAGAGGAAGAGAAAGAGGAUUCGGAGGAAUCAGGAUCGGAUGAAGGUUCGUCGGAAAUGGAGGAAGAAAGUCGGUUGGAAAAGGAAGAAACUUCGUCGGAAGAAGAGGAAGUAGAAGAGAAGCGUCGUCCGAAGAAGCGUCACCGUCAUCCAACAAAGAGACAAUUAUCAGCACGACAAUUCCUGUCGAAGAAGUUGCCGAUAUUUUCCGGACGGCUAGAGGAAUGGCCGAUGUUCAUUAGCGCGUAUGAAACAUCCAAUGAUGCAUGCGGAUUUUCCGACGUCGAGAAUUUGGCUCGACUUCAAGAGUGCUUGAAGGGUUCAGCACUAGAGGCGGUACGCAGUAGGCUGCUUCUGCCGAAGGCAGUACCGCAGAUAAUCGACACUCUGAAGAUGCUGUAUGGCAGACCUGAGCAACUUUUGAACAUGCUGUUGUCAAAGGUCAGGAAGGCUCCUGCUCCGAGAGCCGAUAAGUUGGCUACAUUUAUCCAGUUCGGUGUAGUCGUUCAGCAGUUAGCGGAUCAUCUAGAAGCUACCGAUCUCACUACACAUCUAAUGAAUCCGAUGCUGAUCCAGGAGUUGACGGAGAAGCUGCCGGCUAAUACACAGUUGGAGUGGGUUCGCUAUCGUAGAAAGGCUCGCGUGAUUACCCUACGAACGUUGGCUGACUUUCUCUCGUGUAUAGCCAGGGACGCAAGUGAGAUUACCCCGUAUGGCGAUUCAACUAUUUCGGCAGCCGAUCAAGGAUUCCGGAAAGGAAAAGGCAGAAAGGAAAAUGAGGGAUUCCUGCACACUCACAGUGCUGAAGCAAACAGCGAACGAAGCCAGUCAUCGAGCUCAUGGCAGAGGGAGAAGAAACCAUGCAGGAUAUGCGGACAGUUCGAUCAUCGGAUCCGCAAUUGUGAGACCUUUAGGAGACUUCGGAUCGCGGAAAGAUGGGAGGCAGUACGAAAGUGGAAGUUAUGCUAUCUGUGCUUGAAUGAGCAUGGAAAUGCCCGUUGCAAACUCAAUUUUCGAUGCAACGUGGGUCAAUGUAGUGAGCCCCACAAUCCUCUGCUGCAUUUCGAGCAGCCUCAAGCCAACUCAAACUGCAACGUCCAUACCAUCCAGCGCCAACAGUCGGUGAUAUUUCGAAUGAUUCCCGUAACCCUAUACAACGGGAACUACGCCGUAGACACCAUAGCAUUUUUGGACGAAGGUUCAUCGUACACGUUGAUCGAGAAGUCACUGGCAACCAUUCUGCAAGCAAAGGGAGUUGUACAACCGCUUCGCGUGACAUGGACAGCAGGAGUAACCCGUUUGGAGAAGGAUUCACGGAGGGUGGAGCUCUGUAUUUCUGCCCUAGGAUCGUUACACCGCUUCCGCAUCAUGGCUGCCCAUACGGUCGAGAGUCUGAAGCUACCACAACAAACAGUAGCUAUGUCAGAAGUGAUCAACGAACAUCCUCACCUUCGAGGAAUACCGGUAUCCGAUUUCCGCAGAGGAGUUCCUCAAAUUCUCAUCGGCUUGAAAGACAUCCACCUGUACGCUCCCAUCGAAUCUAGGAUCGGUAGACCGGAUGAACCAAUCGCCGUCAAGUCGAAACUCGGUUGGACAAUCUACGGACCUACCCACGCAAGCCAUCCUGAAACAGGGAUAGUCGGACACCACAGCUGUGACAUCGUAUCCAACGAAGAUUUGCACGACCUGUUACGGAGUCACUACGCCCUGGACGAGUCCAUGAUUUCCGUAGCGCUACUUCCUGAAUCCAGUGACGACAAACGAGCCAAAGAGAUCCUGAACAGCACGACCGUGAGGAUCGGAAACCGUUUCGAAACGGGUCUUUUGUGGAGCGAGGAUGACCCAAGAUUCCCAGACAGCUAUCCGAUGGCGGUCAAGAGAUUCCGAUGUCUGGAGAGACGGUUGGUCAAAGAUAGUAACCUGUAUGAUAAGGUAAGGGAGUUAAUUGCCGAUUAUACGAAGAAGGGGUAUAUCCAUGUAGCUUCGAAGUCUGAGUUAGCUGAGUUUCAACCGGAUAAGGUGUGGUAUUUGCCACUGAGUGUAGUAGUGCAUCCGAAGAAGCCAGGGAAAGUCCGAUUAGUAUGGGACGCUGCGGCUGCAGUAAAUGGGGUGUCGCUGAACUCGAAGUUGCUUAAGGGUCCGGACAUGCUAACUCCACUCCCGAGCGUAUUAUCGAAGUUCCGUGAGCGAGAAGUGGGUUUUGGAGGUGACAUUAGGGAGAUGUACCUUCAAAUGAUGGUCCGUAAAGCCGACAAGCGUGCACGAUUCGUCUUCCGAGGAAAUUCAGCAGAGGAAUUCAAGGUCUACAUCAUAGACGUGACGAUGUUUGGUGCGACGAGCUCGCCAUGCUCCGCCCAAUUCGUUAAAAACCUCAACGCGAAGGAGUAUGCAGUACAGUUCCCGGAAGCGGCGAAGGCGAUUGUGGAGAACCAUUACGUCGAUGAUUAUUUCGACAGCAUGGAUACAGUAGAGCAGGCGGUUAAGCGAGCCCAGGAGGUGAAGUACGUGCACUCGAAGGCUGGUUUCGAAAUCCUCAACUGGGUGGCCAACUCCGACGAAUUUCUGCAGAGCAUGGGGGAGCAGAAAAGUAACAAAUGCGUUCAGCUCACCGACGACAUGGGUACGAGUUUGGAACGAGUCUUGGGCAUAGCUUGGUGCCCGCUAGGGGAUGAAUUCACGUUUCUAGUGAAGCUACGGGAUGAACUGAUGACGUAUCUGUCAGGAGAGCAAAGGCCGACAAAAAGGGUGAUCAUGAGCUGUGUCAUGAGCCUUUUCGAUCCCCUUGGGAUGCUAGCAACGUUCACUAUCCACGGAAAAAUACUAAUUCAAGACUUAUGGCGUAGUGGCUGCGACUGGGAUCAACCUAUUGAUGACGAAUGCUGUGAUAAGUGGAACCGAUGGAUCAGUUGGCUUCCGGAGAUUGAAAAUGUGAAGAUUCCACGCCACUAUUUUCGAAGGUUCAGUUCAGUCGACUACAGCACUCUACAGCUCCAUGUCCUCGUUGAUGCCAGCAAAGAUGCAUAUGGUGCUGCUGCAUAUUUCCGUGUGUUAACAGAUGAAGGCCCAUUGUGUUCACUGGUGAUGGCGAGAUCGAAGGUCGCUCCGUUAAAAAUGCUGUCAAUACCUCGUCUUGAGCUACAAGCGGCAGUCAUAGGAUCCAGGUUGAUGAAUUCGGUGAUCGAGGCUCAUUCAUUGAUUCAGUUAGAGCAACGCAAAUACAAGCCAUUCGUCGCUUUCCGGAUUGGCGAGAUUCUGAGCCUCACGAAGCAUAGUGAGUGGCGAUGGAUUUCAACGGCGAGUAACAUUGCGGACGACUUAACGAAGUGGAAAAAGGGCAGCAGUCUAGAUUCGAACGGUCCGUGGUUCCAGGGCCCACGAUUCUUGUACCAGCCAGAAGAGGAAUGGUCGCAGCAAGACACCGUAGAACCGAAUACCCCAGAGGAAGCCCGAAUAUGCCAUUUGUUCCAUGAUAUUUCGAUAGUCGAGACGGUAAUCGAUGCCACGCGUUUCUCUCGUUGGAAGGUUCUCGUCCGAACAGUAGCCUGCAUCUACAGGUUCAAAUCCAACUGUAUCAGGAAACGGGAAGGCUUGGCGAUCGAGGUGAUUUCAGCACCACCAAGGGUGCAACGGUUGGUGAAGAGGUCUAUACUAACUGUGUUGGUUCCACUGAAGCGAGAGGAGUUUCAACGUGCUGAAGCCUACCUUUGGCGGUCGGCGCAGGCAGAGGCCUACGAAGAUGAAAUAAAGAUCCUUGUGAAGAACCGUGACCUUCCGUACAGCGAGUGGCAUCCGUUGGAGAAGAAUAGCAAUUUGUACGACGUCAGCCCGUUUUUAGACGAGCAAGGUGUUCUCCGGAUGGAAGGCAGAACCGCACAGGGUUCAUUCCUUCCCUUUGAACUCCGAUUCCCGGUAAUCUUGCCUAAGAAGCACCCAAUCACGACGAAGUUGCUGGAAUAUCAUCACCAACAAGCGGCCCACGCAAAUGGGGAAACUGUGGUCAACGAGCUCCGACAGCGUUUCAGGAUCCCAAAUCUCCGGACAGAAUUGAAGGCAGUGACGAAGGCGUGUGUGUGGUGCAGAGGAAAGAAGUGCCAGCCGAAGAUCCCGAGAAUGGCUCCGCUUCCGUUGGCUCGUGUCACCCCUGGUUGGCAACCAUUCAGUUUCACUGGAGUGGACUAUUGCGGACCGCUAACAGUCACGGUUGGUCGUAGGUCGGAAAAGCGGUGGAUAUGCCUAUUUACAUGUCUAUCUACAAGAGCAAUCCAUCUGGAGGUCGCUCAUAGCCUGACGACGCAAGCAUGCUUGAUGGCGAUUCGAAGAUUUGUGUGCCGAAGGGGCAAGCCGGUGGAAUUCUUCUCUGAUAAUGGCACGAACUUCCAAGGUGCGAGCAAGGAGAUAGUUAGGACGAUAGAGGGAGAUUGCGAGGAGGCGAUGACAGACGCUAGAACUCGCUGGAACUUCAACCCGCCGAGCGCGCCCCAUAUGGGCGGAAUCUGGGAACGGUUGGUCCGUUCAGUGAAAGCAGCUUUGGUGGUGUUCAACGACGGAAGACGAUUGACGGACGAAGUAUUGUUGACUACGUUGGCGGAGGCAGAAGACCUGAUCAAUUCCCGCCCUUUAACGUACUGUGGCCUUGGAUCGGAUGCAAUCGAAGCCCUUACGCCGAAUCACUUCGUGAAGGGUAUCGGGAUGACCGGUAAAGUGGAACUGGUUCCCAGCACGAACGAAGCUGAAGCUUUGCGGGACAGUUUCAAACGAGCUUUGGCAGAUCAGCUGUGGAAGAGAUGGGUGGCGGAAUAUCUGCCCACGAUUAACAAGCGAUCGAAGUGGCAAUCGGAGGCGCAACCAGUUAGUCGUGGAGACUUGGUCUACAUCGCUGAUGAAGCCACACGCAAGACUUGGAUACGCGGCGUGGUAGUUGAAGUAUACCCUGGAGCAGACGGCAGAAUCAGGCAAGCGUCGGUAAAGACGGCGAAAGGAGAGUACAGGCGUCCUGUAACGAAGUUGGCGGUGCUGGAAGUCCAGGAUCGUAAAUCUGGUUCUACGGAGGGACCCUCACCAGAAUUACGGGGAGGGGGUAUGUGCGCACCGCCGAGCACUAUCAAUACACCUUGCGCCAUACCCUACCUGCGAAGCGCAAGAGACGUUGAUCCUAAACGUCAGUGA